Seminavis robusta is the source of this 1104-nucleotide messenger RNA. NCBI's taxonomy places the organism in Eukaryota, Bacillariophyta, Bacillariophyceae, Naviculales, Naviculaceae. The record is from the annotation of a GenBank genome assembly.
CUAGUAUUAGCGCCCAGACUGAAGGACCAUGACUUUCUUCAUUUCUUUUCGGGCAUCUUUCGAUCUGUUGAUUUUUGCUCACAAUUGACUUCCACAGCACCAACAACUUCAGAAUUCUUCGAGGGUGUUGCUACAUACUCUAGCUAGCUAGAAAGUCACAAGAACCGAAGAUGCAGCUUUCCCUGUUCAGCAUCGCUAGCCUCGUGCUCAUCGCUCCAUCUCGUGCUCUGUGGCAUUGGUAACCGAGCUGUGAGGAUUCGGAUGAAUCUUUCCGUGAUUAUUAUGAAGACGAUCGCGACCACAUGUUCUCCGGUGGCAUUAGAGAAGAGUAUAUGACGACGAAUGUUACUCUGGACAAGGUUCCCAUGGAUUGCCGUUCCUCUGAUCCGAACUACGUCGCUACUUCGGGGGCCUGGGCAAAGCUGUAUAUCUCGAGCCCCUGGGCCGAUGCCUUGCCUUCCCUUGAACUCAAGCUAAAAGCCGGUGGCUAUGAAGAAGCCAUGAACUUUACGAUCAGCGUCUUGGAAGGGAACUGCGAUGGCACAGCUUUUACCUGCUUGGGGUUUGACGAAAUGUACGGGUAUAACACGGACAAGACUAUUUUUCUGAACUUCACAGUCCAAACCAACACUUCUUGCUACUUUUUGGUUACAACGCCCGAUCCCGUGGUGGAAGAUACUGGAUCGUACAGCAUUUGGGCCAGGGAUGCCAAAAACGGAUGCGAGUACUGGAAACACGAGGCGGAGCUCAUCGGGGAGAUGAAAUAUACUAACCAGCCCUGGAAUCCCUCUUGCUCCCCCUGCAUUCAAACGGAAGAAUUUGCCGACACCAUUUACACUUCUGGAUCCGGCGAUCUCUAUACCACUACUUGUACCGACGCUUGCACCCAGUGCUACGAGAAUAUCACCUCCCCAUCGUACAACGGCACCUUUGCUACAACAUGUCACAGCAAGUCACAUUUCAGACUGACCCAGAUUACCAAAACUACAACCAAGAUCCCAUGAUCUACAAUGAGUGUUACACGUUCCACGACGACGGCAACCAGAUCUGCCACCACAGCAGCGUCAUCCAGGGCACUCAGAUUAACGACUUUGUAAUCAAUGG